Molecule: messenger RNA, 3952 nt
Organism: Dinoponera quadriceps
Lineage: Eukaryota; Metazoa; Arthropoda; Insecta; Hymenoptera; Formicidae
Product: zinc finger protein 569-like
Exons: 9
Coding region: 503-2950 (815 amino acids)
Biological process (GO): regulation of DNA-templated transcription
Cellular component (GO): nucleus
Molecular function (GO): RNA polymerase II cis-regulatory region sequence-specific DNA binding; DNA-binding transcription factor activity, RNA polymerase II-specific; zinc ion binding
Source: RefSeq, a predicted model, not a curated record
GUUGCUGAAGAGCAUCGUUUACAUGGCGCUAUGCGUUCCGAUGAGUACAUCACGUCCGAGGUCUCGAGGACAACGUGACGACGCUCGCCACCUUCUUCCGCCGCGUUCCCGUGAUAGGUGCACGAGGUCCUCGGCGAGAUGACAAUAACGCGAGACGUGCGUGCACACCAGUAAACUCGACGCGAGGAAAACCGGUUCCAGCCGAGUAGUUGCACUUCAAAGGCUAAUGCUGAACAAGCGAAGCAAGGCGCACAGGUGAAAGUGAAGUAAUCGAAAGGAAUACGCGGACGAACGGGCGGGCGGGCGACUGGAACGUCUCUCUGGCGUCUCUUCUUCUGGCCCAGGCUGGCCGGAAGCAUGGAGACGCGCUUGUCCUGAGGCGCCCCGUCGUUGGCUCGCUGACAGUCAGCUAACCUAAAUCGGACGCGAUAUCGUGAUAUCGGAACACGACAAGGCGUGACGGUGAGCGAAGUUCGGCGGCAGCCACGAGGCCUCCUGCACCAUGGCCAUGCUCGACAAGCUGGAGAACGUCUGCAGGCUGUGCAUGGAGAAGAAGAACGAGAUGAUGCCGAUCUUCGGCAACGAAAGUAUGCAGCGCAAGGUGCCCCACAAGCUGCGCGGCUGUCUGCCAGUGCUGGUGUACCAGACCGACCCGCUGCCGAAACAAAUCUGCCAAUUCUGCGCGGCCAGGUUGGACGAUGCUUACGAGUUCCGAGAACAUUGCCUGGACGUUUUCAAAAAGAUGUUCAACAUGCUCCUCAAGUCGAAGCAGACGGAAUCGGUGCGGAUAUUUUUGGACGCGAUGACGAACUCGCAAGACCCAUGCCAGGCGCAGCUGUGCAAGAAAUCUAGAGCACCACCACCUUUGGUCCCUUUGCCAAACUCACUGCCACUUGACAACUCAUUGGCCCCGAUCAACCAGAUCGCUCAGGACCAACUGCAGAGCGCUUGUAUAGAGACCCUGCCCGAACUGCCGUGCGAGGUGGAGAUCAAAGAGAUGACCGGAGACGCGAGUUUGAACGACCAAAUUGCUGCCUGUGAAUCGCCGAGCAGAGUGCCCAAAUGGUUGGACACUUACAUGACGGAUGUGCCAACGAUGAUAAAUACAGUUCCUACAUUUGACAUUACGGAAGAGAAGCGGACGUUCUCUAAAGCGGAGUACCAAGCAAGGAGAGAGGAGAAGCGCACGAGCAUUUUGGAACAGGCGCUGACUGGUAACCUCACUAUGAACAAUAUGGCGAAGAACAAUCUGAUGGUGGACCACCAGCAGAGGCUACAAACCAAAACGAGAUUAACUACCGAAUGGUGGUGCGCGCCGUGCAACCGAUAUUUCAAAUCGAAGGACAGUCUAGUGAGACACCUGGAGGUGUUGUGCCCGCGCGAGUUCACUUGCAAAAGAUGCUCUAUAUCCUUUGAGUCUGUGGAACUCUUGGCGAUACACGAAGCUGACAAUCAUUUGAAAGUCGAAUUAGACUCGACGAAAGACUUAAACGAUUGCGAUCAGUGCGACCGGCAAUUUUUAAGCUGGAACAUGUUGAAACAGCACAGACUGUGCGACCAUUUGGCCGGAUUGACUGAGUUCCUUAGAGAUACACGGUGUUCAUUGUGCAAUAGGUUUUUCCCUACUGUACGAGCCUAUCAAAACCACAUGCAGUUGCAUCAAACGAACGACAGCUUGGUAUUACCGCAGAGAUCAUUUUCAGCGGAGCCCACGUUUCCCAUGGUGAAGAUAGCGGAACGAAUGGGGGAAGUUAAGAGGGUAGAUCCAUUCUACGAAAACACGAAAUCCCUCAAGUGUCCCACAUGCGGAAAGGUCUGCACGGCGCAAAGCGCGUUGUCGAACCACAUGCGUACCCACAAGCCGAAGAAAUACAAGUGCAAUUUUUGCGGCCGGUUGUUCGGACUUCUUAUACGACUGGCGGCGCACAAAAUGUCGCACGAUAAGCAGGCGGAGGUAUCACCGGUGAUGUCGGCAGUCGAGCAGGAGGAGGCGUUGAACGCUGAGAGAGAAGCGAGGGAAGCGAGAGAAGCCAGAACCCGUGUGAAUAAGAGACCUUACUCCGAGACAGUGGAAAAUCGCGACGCUUCGCCGGAGGACGAGCCUGCCGAGUUCAAAAAAAUAGCAAAAUGCGGCAUCUGUUCGCAGUGGUUCGGCGACCACACGACGAUGCUGACGCAUCUUCAGACGCACUCAGACAAUUAUAAUUGUAAAAACUUCACGUGUCACGUGUGUAAAAAGUCGUUUAAAGAACAAUGGCAGCUGGCUAGGCACGAAGCGAGUCACAAACGCGCUCACAAAGCUGCGUACACAUGCAAUGGCUGCAAGAAGUCCUUCACGGACAAGUCUCUGUACAAGGCGCAUCAAAAGACGCACACAGUGGACAAAACCUAUCAUUGCGCCAAGUGCAAUAAGAUCUUUUUCAAAGAAGUGUCGCUGCUCGCCCAUCAGUGCACAGGUGGCGCGUUGUUGGAGAAGAGGGUCACCGUAGAAGCCGUGCAGAGAACAUCGACUCACGACAGCAACAAGAGACUCAAGCGGGACGCGUCGUUCUCGUCGUUGCCGUCGCGAAACUCUCAUAUGAGAACGCCCGACAACGAAGCGUACGGCAACAUGGCACGUGAGAUUAAGCUCGAAACGGACGACGAAUCGAUGCCAAAAUUGAGCCCGGAGAUCUUGGAGUACGUACCUCCCAUCAUCGAGCCCAGGGUCGAAAUCAACGAGCAAAGUGUACCCCCACCUUUAAAACGGACUCUCAUUAGGACAACUAAUGGGUAUCGUUGUGGCGUCUGCAAGUCACCGUUCGUAUCGAGGGAGCUAGCCGUGGCGCACCUGAGAUCAGCGCAUCCGCUGAUGCCAUAUCAGUGUCCUUAUUGUAAAAAGCGAUUCACCACGCAGUUAAUGUUCACCCACCACAUUAAGACGGAGCACCCCGAUGAGUCCGAGAACUGAAGACCGCUCCUCGUGCGAUUCUUCUGGCCGCAUAGACCGAUCAAAGUUGUUUCACAAUACGUGCCUCGUACUAUGAGAGUGCGUCUCUUAUAGUAUGUAUAUAUACAGGACGUUUAUCGAAGGAUUUUCCAGCUCAACCGUGCCGAAUACAGCUGCGGUGAACACCCUGUAUAUAGUGUAUCAAACUUUGGCUCGAAGGCCGUGUCAUUUUGUUUGUAGGUGUUGAGAGGGAGAGUCCUCUAGUGCGUGACCGUGAGCGAUUAACGUUAAAAUUCGUUCGUUGAAUGCGAGGCUAUUGAUACUAGUACUUACGCUGAUGAACGUGCCUGUAUAAGUGCUUUGUUUUACAGUGUUAUUAUAAUCUAAUUGCGCGCGCAAAAAGAGAAAGAGAGAGAGGGACGACGACGACGACGACGGCGAUGUGUUUCUAGAACGACGGUAAGGCAAAUUUCACAAGACGUGUUGACUAGAAAAACAAUUUAGAUAGUUACGUAAAUGUUUGAUCGGCCAUUGAGCGGUCAAUAGGAGAUUUUAGUUGCAUAAUUUCUAUCAUGUACGAUCUUUUACGACGAAAGAAGUUGCGGUUCAAUACAGUGACAGCGACAUAGUCGUGAGGAACAAUAUAGGCGUACGUUCAUUGACAUUUUGUUUUAAUGUCGUUGUAAGUUAUCUUGCGUUUCAGAGAGAGAAAGAGAGAGAGAGAGAGAUAGGGAGGGAGGAAAAAAGGAACGGAGGUGUCGAAAAUCCUCAGCUAUUUAAUUAUUAGAACACAUUCCCGCAGUUUUACUUGGCGUCACGAUCUCGCGGCGAUCGUAACGCGAACGGAGUGCCGAAGUGCUUCUCGAGAAUACCGAAGAUCGUCGUCGUUAGUUGCGGUCCGGCGUAGAAAAAAAAGAAAGCCGACGUUCCCAGCCGACAGCGAUGCCACGUAAUUUAAUUGUACACUAUCUUUGUAAGUUUAUUUUAUAUAUAGCUAAUUUACAAUAAACCAUUGUCGAAAGA